AAUUGUUUCAAAAAUCUUUGACGUUUCAAAAUAAUCCCUUGUUUAUCGACCUUAAAUCACUAUAUGCUUGUUUAUAAUCAUCAAAAUAACAUUUAAUGUGUUAAAGUCUUACGAAAAUCUUCUAUAAAACCUAUAAUGAACAAGAAGAAGCAGCGGAAACGGGAUGAAAGCUCCUCCUCAGAAGACAGCUCAUCUUCUAGCUCCAGUUCUAGUUCCUCCUCAAACUCAUCGGAAGACGAAAAAAGGCAAUCAAAGAAAAAGUCGAACACCAAAAACGUUAAAAUAGUAAAAGAAGCUUCUAAUGAAAUCAUAAAGAAGCAAAUAAAACGUUCGAGGAGCUCAUCACAAAGUGGGGUUAGAUCAAAAGCCGAACACUCAAAGUGGGACAGUCCUGAUGAAAAAUCAAGAAAGGAGACUAACAAGAUUGAAAGACCGCCAUUAAAACAUUCCAAGCACUCGGAAUCAAAUUACGAACAACAAAAUUAUGAUAAUAACCGAGAUAGAUAUAAAUCAGAAAAUAGGUAUCCAAAACGACCAUCAAGGGAACGACAAUAUGGGGAACCAUCUAAUCCAUGGAAUUCAAAACGUAGAGAUGGCGAAGAAAGGGAAUUUAGACAUCAAGGGAAUCGACAUGAAGCGCCAAGAAAUCGCAGAAAUGAUUAUAGAGAUCAAAAGGAAAGAGAUUAUAGGAGGAAUGAUUAUGAAUCCAGGAGAAAUGAUUAUGAUACAAGAAGAAAUGACUAUGAUUCAAAAAGAAAUGAGUAUGAUUCAAGAAGAAAUGAUUAUGACUCAAAAAGAAAUGAUUAUGACUCAAAACGAAAUGAUUAUGAUUCAAAAAGGAAUGAUUAUGGCUCAAAAAGAAAUGAUUAUGAUCAAAAAAGAAAUGAUUAUGAUCAAAAAAGGAUUGAUUAUGAUUUAAAAAGAAAUGAUUAUGAUUCAAGACGAAAUGAUUAUGAAUCAAGAAGAAAUCAUUAUGAUUCGAGGAAAAAUGAUUUUAACAGGCGAAGACGUCGAAGUAGAAGUGAUGAUUUUAAUCACAAAGAUGCAAAAUGGGGAAAAGACGGCGACGAUGAAAAACCCUCAACAAAACCGGAUCAAAAAGAAAAAGAAAAACCGAAUUUUGCACUCUCUGGAAAGUUAACAGAGGAAACAAAUACUUAUAGAGGGGUGGUAAUUAAGUAUAGUGAACCCCCGGAAGCUCGAAAACCAAAAAGGCGUUGGAGAUUGUAUCCGUUUAAAGGGGAUAAAGCACUUCAAACUCUUUAUAUUCAUAGGGAAAGUGCUUAUUUAAUUGGGCGUGAGCGUAAAGUGGUCGAUUUAGCUAUUGAUCAUCCAUCAUGUUCAAAACAACACGCUGUAUUACAAUAUCGUUUGGUUCCAUUUACCAGGGAUGAUGGUUCAACAGGGAAAAAAGUCAGGCCGUAUUUAAUUGAUUUGGAGUCCGCAAAUGGGACUUUGAUUAAUAAUAAAAAAAUUGAGCCUAAGAGAUAUGUGGAGUUGCUUGAGAAGGAUGUAAUUAAAUUUGGAUUUAGUUCAAGGGAAUACGUUUUAUUACAUGAAAAUAGUAAGGAUGAAGGCGAUGACGACGAUGUUAAAGACGAGGAGGUUGUCGAAAAUGUUAAAAAGGAAAAAGAGUAAUUUUUUUAGGUUGUAAAUUAAAUCUAAGAAUAAAAU
Molecule: messenger RNA, 1674 nt
Organism: Onthophagus taurus
Lineage: Eukaryota; Metazoa; Arthropoda; Insecta; Coleoptera; Scarabaeidae
Molecular function (GO): protein binding
Source: RefSeq, a predicted model, not a curated record